UCCUACUCUCUCUCUUCCGGCUGUGGAAUCCCACAAUCCAUGGCUUUCUCUUCAAAGUUGUCUCGCUCUAAAACACUCUUCUCUUUUCUCCGGCAAUCUCGUCAGCUCCACUCGACGCCCAAGUCAACCGGUGAUGUCACCGUGAUUUCUCCGGAGAAGGGACGCCGGAGACUCCCAAUUUGGUGGUCGAGCUCUCUUCUUCCAUUGGCAAUAGCUGCUUCCGCCUCUUCUUACGCGUUCCUGAAUCAGUCUCAUCCUUCUAUCAGCGAUUCAUCAUCGGCUUUGGAUUCUAGAGAUGUAACUAUUGGUGGGAAAGGCAGCACUGAACCUGUAGUUAAAGGGGAGUACAAGGAAGUCCCUAAGGAGCUUAUUACUCAAUUGAAAACAAUCCUCGAGGAUAACCUGACAACGGACUACGACGAGAGGUAUUUUCAUGGGAAGCCUCAGAACAGUUUUCACAAGGCAGUUAACAUUCCUGAUGUUGUUGUUUUCCCGAGGUCCGAAGAAGAAGUUUCCAAGAUUCUUAAAUCCUGCAAUGAAUAUAAGGUUCCUAUUGUACCAUAUGGUGGAGCAACAUCGAUUGAGGGUCAUACCCUGGCUCCAAAAGGAGGUGUAUGCAUUGACAUGUCUCUAAUGAAGAGGGUGAAAGCAUUACAUGUGGAGGAUAUGGACGUUGUUGUUGAGCCCGGCAUUGGUUGGCUGGAGCUUAAUGAAUAUUUGGAAGAAUACGGUCUAUUCUUUCCUCUUGAUCCAGGACCUGGUGCCUCCAUAGGAGGCAUGUGUGCUACGCGUUGCUCUGGCUCUUUAGCUGUAAGGUAUGGAACUAUGCGUGACAAUGUUAUAAGCCUUAAGGUGGUUCUUCCUAAUGGAGAUGUUGUGAAGACAGCUUCACGUGCCAGAAAGAGUGCUGCAGGAUACGAUUUGACUCGCUUGAUGAUUGGGAGUGAGGGGACUUUGGGAGUCAUAACUGAGGUUACUCUCCGGCUUCAGAAAAUCCCACAGCAUUCAGUGGUGGCAGUGUGCAAUUUCCCUACAGUCAAGGAUGCUGCAGAUGUGGCCAUUGCCACUAUGAUGUCUGGAAUACAGGUGUCAAGAGUGGAGCUCCUUGACGAGGUUCAAAUCAGGGCUAUAAAUAUGGCAAACGGGAAAAGCUUGAAUGAAGCUCCAACUUUGAUGUUCGAAUUUAUAGGAACAGAGGCAUAUACACGUGAGCAGACGGAAACUGUUCAGCAGAUUGCUUCGCAACACAAUGGAUCAGAUUUUAUGUUUGCAGAAGAACCUGAAGCAAAAAAAGAACUCUGGAAGAUAAGAAAGGAGGCGCUGUGGGCUUGCUAUGCAAUGGCGCCAGGGCAUGAAGCAAUGAUUACGGAUGUCUGUGUCCCUUUAUCUCACCUUGCAGAACUAAUAUCAAGAUCCAAGAAAGAGCUUGAUGCAUCACCGUUGUUGUGUACUGUUAUUGCUCAUGCCGGGGAUGGAAACUUUCACACAUGUAUUAUGUUUGAUCCGAGCAAUGAAGAGCAGCGGAAAGAAGCAGAAAGACUGAACCACUUGAUGGUUCACAGUGCAUUGUCCAUGGAUGGAACAUGUACUGGAGAGCACGGUGUUGGAACAGGGAAAAUGAAGUAUCUGGAGAAGGAACUGGGAAUAGAAGCACUACAAACGAUGAAGAGAAUCAAGAAAACGUUGGACCCAAACGAUAUCAUGAACCCGGGAAAGUUAAUUCCUCCCCAUGUAUGUUUCUAGAAUGCCUUCUGUGUUUCUUCAUGUAUGUGUAACACUGUUGUAUUGUUGGUCUCAUACUGUUUCUCUUUUGUUUUGUUAAAAAACCCAAAGUUACAUUGAAGUACAAAACAGCUGAUGCAAGCAAAUCAUAUCCGUUUUACUA
This is a messenger RNA of Camelina sativa (false flax), 1885 nucleotides long. RefSeq names its product D-lactate dehydrogenase [cytochrome], mitochondrial. The record is from RefSeq and is a predicted model, not a curated record. Gene Ontology annotation, molecular function: D-lactate dehydrogenase (cytochrome) activity; FAD binding; D-lactate dehydrogenase (NAD+) activity. Gene Ontology annotation, cellular component: mitochondrion. Gene Ontology annotation, biological process: lactate catabolic process. Lineage: Eukaryota; Viridiplantae; Streptophyta; Magnoliopsida; Brassicales; Brassicaceae.